This is a messenger RNA of Colletotrichum godetiae, 935 nucleotides long. RefSeq lists its product as uncharacterized. The record is from RefSeq and is a predicted model, not a curated record. The transcript is spliced from 3 exons. Lineage: Eukaryota; Fungi; Ascomycota; Sordariomycetes; Glomerellales; Glomerellaceae. Bases 235 to 897 code for a protein of 220 amino acids.
CCUGUACGUUUAUCUUUUCACACCAACUCGAACAUCUGUGUCUACCCAAACUGUGGAUAACAACACCUCACCCGCAAGACGUCAACGAAACCCGAACUUCACUUGGCUCCAGGAACUAUACAAGAGACCAAAUUGGUCCGUUUUCACAAGCUUGAAAGAUUCAUCUACGAUUUUAUAGCUCCACACGGCAAGACAGCAAGACGUCCUUCGAUUCGAAGCUGACACGAGCGCAAGAUGGAUCAUCCAGUCAAGGAGAUCAAGACCGUCAUCCGGGACCUAGUCCAGGGAUCCCCUGAGAAGCAGCAGAAUGCUCUCUACUCCAACUUCACCGAGGACGCCUCGUUCACCCACCCAUUUUGCCAUGUCCCGUCCUUUGGCAAUAUCCAGAUCCCGUUUCUCUUCACCAUCAAUUCGCGCUGGUUGGUCCUCAUGAUUUACCGCUGGUACCGCAUUUUGAGCCCUAAUAUUGAAAUGGAGAUUGAGUCUUCCGUCCAAGACCAGAAGACAAACCUGCUCUACGUCAAGAUGCGCCAAGACUUCCGCCUGUGGUUCGUUCCCUUCUACUCGGCCCCCGUCGACUUCGUCGUCGUCCUUCGCCUGGAAACCCGCACCAUCGACGCCAACGGCAACCCGCUGCCCCGUGGCUACGGCGACACCGCCUCUGUCGGAACCCGUCAACGCCAGUUCAUUGUCAGUCAGGAGGAUCACUACCAGGUCGGCGAGUGGCUCAAGUUUAUCGCCCCAUUCUUCGGCUACUGGGCCUGGCACGCCUGGACCCUCUUGGCAACGGCGCUGUGUGUCGUUGGCGCCUUCUUUGGCUAUCCCCUGACCUUGCUUUUCGGACAAAUGGCUGGCCCCAACAGUAACGGUAACGGUCAGGAGAGUAAGCGGGAGUAGGACAUCGCGGUUGACGACCUGUUUAUCUUUUUGGGAGA